AUGGCUUUCCACAGGCACACAGGGCCUGGCAGCUACACCGUGGGCACCAUGUCGGAGCGCUUCGACUGCCACUACUGCCGCGACCCGCUGCAGGGCAAGAAGUACGUGCAGAAGGAGGGGAGGCACUGCUGCGUCAAGUGCUUCGAGAAGUUCUGUGCCAACACCUGCACCGAGUGCAAGAAACCCAUUGGGGCCGACUCCAAGGAGCUGCAUUUCAAGAACCGCUACUGGCACGACAACUGCUUCCGCUGCUUCAAGUGCUACACAUCCCUGGUCAACGAGCCCUUCAUGCUGAGGGAGAACAACAAGGUUUGGUGCAGCAACUGCACAGCUGCUGAGGAUGCACCCAGGUGUAAGGGCUGCUUCAAGCCCAUUAUUGCAGGAGACCAAAAUGUUGAGUACAAGAAGAUGGUCUGGCACAAGGACUGCUUCACCUGCAGCCAGUGCAAGCAAGUGAUUGGAUCUGGGAGCUUCUUCCCCAAGGGUGAUGAAUUCUACUGCGUCUCCUGCCAUGAGCACAAGUUUGCCAAAACCUGUGCUAAGUGCAAGAAUCCCAUCACUUCUGGAGGCCUCACUUACCAGGAACAGCCUUGGCAUUCUGAGUGUUUCAUUUGCUCCAACUGCAAGAAGCAACUGGGUGGGAAGCGCUUCACAGCUGUGGAGGAUCAGUUUUACUGUGUUGAAUGCUACAAGGAGUGUGUUGCCAAGAAGUGUGCUGGAUGCAAGAAUCCCAUUACAGCAGGAUUUGGAAGAGGAACCAGUGUGGUUAACUACGAAGAUGAAUCCUGGCACGAUUACUGUUUCAAAUGCACAAAGUGUGCCCGUGGUCUGGCCAACAAGCGUUUUGUUUGCCAUAAUGGAAAAAUUUAUUGUGCUGAGUGUCCCAAACGACUGUAA
Messenger RNA from Cinclus cinclus, 897 nucleotides. It is a transcript of the gene FHL1, whose product is annotated as four and a half LIM domains 1. Gene Ontology annotation, biological process: muscle organ development. The transcript has 6 exons. The record is from RefSeq and is a predicted model, not a curated record. Gene Ontology annotation, molecular function: transmembrane transporter binding. Bases 1 to 897 code for a protein of 298 amino acids. Lineage: Eukaryota; Metazoa; Chordata; Aves; Passeriformes; Cinclidae.